Messenger RNA from Coccinella septempunctata (seven-spotted ladybird), 1943 nucleotides. RefSeq names its product conserved oligomeric Golgi complex subunit 8 (gene Cog8). Gene Ontology annotation, cellular component: COG complex. The coding region runs from base 123 to 1910 and encodes 595 amino acids. Gene Ontology annotation, biological process: intra-Golgi vesicle-mediated transport. NCBI's taxonomy places the organism in Eukaryota, Metazoa, Arthropoda, Insecta, Coleoptera, Coccinellidae. The transcript is spliced from 5 exons. The record is from RefSeq and is a predicted model, not a curated record.
AUAUACGUGUAAACAUCACUUUUUCAGAGUUAAGGUUUUUUAGCUUAGCAGGAUUUUAAUUUUAAUUUUAUCAUAAUAUUGAUGAGGAUGAGCUUCAAAUAUUUUUAGUGAAUCUAUAUGAAAUGGCAGCCGAGAGUAAAUCAUUAUUACAAUUGAUAUUUCCUACUGGUUUCCCAGAGGAAUGGAAUUAUAAUGUGAAAUUGGAUGAGUAUGUGAAAAAACUGGGUGGACUAAAGGUUGAAGACCUUUGCAAAGAAGUCAAUGAUUUGCAACAUCAAAGGAAAUCUAUUCUUGAACAUACUCAAGAAUUGGCUGUCUGUAAUUAUAAAACGUUUAUUGAAACUGCAGAAUGUUCAAGAAAAAUGUUCAUUCAGUUCAAUGCUAUAGAUGAAAAGCUAAAUGACUUAUUGAAAGACUUACCAAAUUUCGAGACCAAAUAUGAGAAAUUUGCAGUAGAAAGCAGUGGGAUCAACUCUUUAAGAAAAUUAAAUUCCCUUACAUUAACUAAAAAUGCACAGUUGUUGGGCAUUCUAGAAUUACCGCAAUUAAUGCAUUCUUUUAUUGAUGAUGGUUUAUAUGAUGAUGCUUUAGAGCUUACUAGCUAUGUUAGAAAAUUAUACGCUAAGCACCCAGAUAUUAAUAUCUUCAAGAAUGUCAUGGAAGAUGUUGAAAAAGCAUGGUAUUCAAUGCUACAUCAGCUUUUAAAUCAACUCCGUCAUGAGUUAACACUAUCAAAAUGCUUACAAAUUGUGGGACAUCUCAGGCGAAUGGAUGUUUUUUCAGAGACAGAAUUACGCUUGAAAUUUCUUCAAACGAGAAAUCAUUAUCUACAAAAUUGUCUCAAAGUUAUACCUAAUAACGAUGUUGAUCAUCAUUUGAAUAAGGUAAUCGAAAUAACCAGGGUGAAUUUAUUCAACAUUGUAACACAAUAUAGAGCUAUUUUUGAUGAUGAGGAUCAGAAUCCGCUUGAAAUUUUGAAGUCAAACCAUGUGAAUCAUAAUGUGAUAUUUUUUUCAUGGAUAAGCGAAAAGAUUAGUGAAUUCCUCACUACAUUAGAGGAUGAUUUGAAUAAGGGAGUUUCAUCAAUUGAUUCUGUUCUUGGGCAAUGUAUGUAUUUUGGUCUGUCCUUCAGCAAGGUGGGGUGUGAUUUUAGAGCACUUCUAGUACCCAUUUUCACCAGGAGGAUUGGAAACGAUUUUCAAGAUAUGGUUCACAAAGCGACCAAUAAUUUCGAACAAAAUAUAGAAAAAUUCACCUUGAUCAAUAAAAAUCAUCCGAAUGUACCAUGGAAAACAAAAAUUGAAGAUCCUCUACAGCCUCCAGACAGUUUACUGGAAUUCUACCCGCUGGCCGAAUACUUGAACAACAUUCUGAAUGCUUUCAAUAAAUUAAAAUUAUGCGCUCCAAUGUCACUUAUUGAUAGUAUUACCAAAGUACUGCAAGAAUCUUUACAUUCCAUUGCAAAAUCUAUUUUAAAGCUCUACAGUCAAGAACAGCAAGCGUUCAGUCCAGGAUCUAAAGACGCUUUUACGAGGCUCUGUAUGGCAUUUGCAGAUGACUUGAUUCCAUUCCUGCAGAAAUGUCUACAUGUUAUUUAUCCGCCAACAAAUACAACUUCCCAUUUAGGAAUCAAUCUUCAAAUGGUUCAAAAAGAAGGAAUUUCAUUUCUGGAUAAGAGCUAUAUUAUUGCAUGUAUAAAACACUUGUUACCUGUAAGGCUAGAGACAAAUUUGAUAAUUGAAUCGAAAAAUGUAAAAUCUGUCGAAGAUGAUAAUUCAAAAAGUGAGCUUAAAAGUGAGAAACCCAACGAAGAUAUUUCAAGUAAUAGUGAUGUGAAUGGACAAGAGUCUGUAUUGCAGGAAGAGAAUAAAGUUGAACCAAUUGCAGAAAAUGAGAGAAUUGUACCAUAAUACUACAUAUUGAAUAAAAAGUACAGAAAUGAA